AUGGGCAGCCAAUCGUCGGGAGAUCUUACGCUGUCGCAGCCCAGAAGACAUAUCAUCAAGGCAUGCGAGGGCUGUCGACAGCAGAAGAUCAAAUGCAACGGGAAGUCCCCGUGCGAGCGAUGCGCCCGCUUAUCGCUCCCGUGCACAGUACGGACCGUGGCGCGACAGCGACGGCAGAAGAUACUCCAGAAACGAGCGCAGCAAGAUGAUGUUGAGAUCAUCCAGACGGCGCUGCGGCCCGUUCGUAUCACUGACCGCGCGACAGGACGGUCGGCCGUAUACGGGCCAACAUCGACGAUCGCGCUCCUGCACCUCCUAGCUGCAAACAAAGUAAAUUAUGCGAUUUCAGUUGAGGUCAGUAGCACCAGCCUCGUGCAUACAGACCUGUGCAUGAAUGGUUUGAAACUGAACCCGCUCGCCCAUCAGCCGUACACCAUCCCUCCCACCCUCGGGCUAUCUCUGACCCCUCCGCUAUGCCUCACGACUAUACCAAACCAGAUCCUCCAGUUUUUCCUGAAUCGGGAGAUCGGCAACUUCGAUAAAGCAUAUGCGCUUCUAGGGCCGACAGCGAGCAAAAUCUAUGCGGCAGGCUUCCAUAUCGAGCCGCGGGGGCCGGAGGUUGAAAAACUGAUCCACAUUCUCGUUGGACUUGAGGGGUUUAUCUGUAUCGCCCUCGGUCGGCCACCAAUCCUCGGCCCUGGCAUCCAGGUUUCCCAUGAGAACGAGUCGACCGACGCGAAAUUCUUCACAGGCCUUUUCGCCAUCCUAAGCCCAUCCCUGCGUGCGCAGAACAACCCUGCGACCGGUUUUGACGAGCUAUGCCAUUCCAUCUGGACAACGCAAGCUCGACUAAAGGCAUACUGGGAAGAGUAUGAGCCGCUCCUGCGCACGGCGCAAACCGAGCCACAUCGCCCAUGGAAUAUAGAGGACACGAUGCGCCUUAAUACUAAUUUAUACGAAUACGCCGUUCUCACAAAUAUGAAACCCUUUCUUCUCUAUAUGGGGCACCAGUGCUCAGCACUUAGCAGAGCGGCUUCUCCAGCUUCGCAGUCUUCAGGGGGAAUGGGCGUAAACACAGGAGCCCUCACCGUCACGGCAAGGCUGGGGGAUCCCUUUAAGACGGCCAAUGACAACGCAAAAAUGGCCUCAGCAACUGAUUGCAUCCUGACAUCGGCCAAAAGUAUCAUCUCGACAAUUUCAGAACUGAGGCAGGGGUGUUCUGAUGCCAAGGAUCUCCCCAUGCAUUCUUUCUUCCUAGAAGCAGCAUGCAUCUCGCUCAUCGCGUACGGCGCGUGGAGCAACAAUCAGGCCGGCGUAUGGGAUAGCAUAGAGCUGGGUGUUCGGUGUAUGGAGCAGUUGCAGUAUCAGCGCGCCGCAGCGCAGAGGCUUGCAACUGUCAGAACGGCGAUGGAACAGACUGGGUUAAAAAGGCAGUUGUGA
Messenger RNA from Aspergillus nidulans FGSC A4, 1440 nucleotides. Its product is annotated as Zn(II)2Cys6 transcription factor. Gene Ontology annotation, biological process: regulation of DNA-templated transcription; regulation of transcription by RNA polymerase II; DNA-templated transcription. The transcript has 5 exons. Lineage: Eukaryota; Fungi; Ascomycota; Eurotiomycetes; Eurotiales; Aspergillaceae. The record is from RefSeq and is a predicted model, not a curated record. Bases 1 to 1440 code for a protein of 479 amino acids. Gene Ontology annotation, molecular function: DNA binding; DNA-binding transcription factor activity, RNA polymerase II-specific; zinc ion binding. Gene Ontology annotation, cellular component: nucleus.